AUGAAGUCCUGGAGCCUUUUGCCAGUUGCCCUGGUGCUGCUCUGCUCCAGCACCCUCUGCUCCCUGGCCUGUGACCUGACUCAGGGCAUGCGGGAAGACUUCUCACUUCUGAACCAAAUGAGCACAUUUUCCCUAGUGCCAUGUCUGAAGGACAGGACCAACUUCAGCUUCCCAAAGGAAGCCAUGCAGGGCACCCAGCUCCAGAGGGAAAAUACCACAGUUAUGGUUCAUGAGAUGCUCCAGCAGAUCUUUACCCUCUUCAGCCUGAAUGCCACUCCUGCUGCUUGGAAUCAGACCCACCUCACACAACUGCUCAGUGGACUGGAUCAGCAGAUGGGACAACUGGAGAGGUGUCUUAGACAGGAUGUAGAGUGGGAAGAGGCUUCCUUGGGAAGGGAGAACCCCAGCCUGGCCCUGAAGAGCUACUUCCAAGGAAUAAGCCAGUACCUGAAGGGCAAAGAAUACAGCCGCUGUGCCUGGGAGAUUGUGCGGGUAGAGAUCAGAAGGGUCUUUCUCUUCAUGAACAAACUCACAGGGAAACUCAGGGAUUGA
Messenger RNA from Dromiciops gliroides (monito del monte), 552 nucleotides. Its product is annotated as interferon tau-2-like. NCBI's taxonomy places the organism in Eukaryota, Metazoa, Chordata, Mammalia, Microbiotheria, Microbiotheriidae. The record is from RefSeq and is a predicted model, not a curated record. Bases 1 to 552 code for a protein of 183 amino acids. Gene Ontology annotation, biological process: adaptive immune response; cytokine-mediated signaling pathway; positive regulation of peptidyl-serine phosphorylation of STAT protein. The transcript has a single exon. Gene Ontology annotation, cellular component: extracellular region. Gene Ontology annotation, molecular function: cytokine activity; type I interferon receptor binding.